This is a messenger RNA of Amphibalanus amphitrite, 2328 nucleotides long. RefSeq lists its product as uncharacterized. The coding region runs from base 1 to 2328 and encodes 775 amino acids. NCBI's taxonomy places the organism in Eukaryota, Metazoa, Arthropoda, Thecostraca, Balanomorpha, Balanidae. The transcript has a single exon. The record is from RefSeq and is a predicted model, not a curated record.
AUGACCCUGCUUCAGAUAGUGCCGGUUAGGGUUCACGGAGACAAUACUUACGUCGACACGUUCGCUAUUCUCGAUUCGGGGGCUCAGACCUCACUGUGUACCGACCGGCUGGCUGAGAAGCUGCAGCUGACUGGUGAAGUUCGGCCUCUAUCGCUGAACAACGUGGAAGGCAGCGGACCGCAGCGGAUGGCCAUGAAGACAUCGGUGAAGCUCACCGCACUGGCGGAGGAUUCGGAGACACGCUCAGUGACUGUAAAUGAAGUAUGGACGGUGCCAAGACUGAACGUUCCGGUACCCCAGCUGAGCUCCUCCGCGCGGUCGAAGUGGCUUCAUUUGAACGGGCUGGACAUAGCCGAUGUUGGCGCAGACCAAGUAGAAGUGCUUCUUGGAGUCAAUGUUAUCGAAGCGAUUCUCCAGAAAGAAGUACGUGUCGGGAAAGCAGGUCAGCCAGUCGCCAUCAAAACGCAUUUCGGUUGGGCUCUGACUGGCUCCAUCGCCAGCUUAACUCCGACUGAUCAGCACCAUGUGAUGCACAUCCACCGCAGCACCUCUCAGGAAGACGAGCUGAACGAGCUGCUGCAGAACUGGUGGAAAACGGACUCAUUCGGUACCUCACACGACUUGAAGACAGAGACCUCGCACGAAGACAGACGAGCCAUUCGAAUACUCGAAGACACGACCAGGCUUCAAGACGAUGGUCACUUUGAAUGUGGUCUCCUGUGGAAAAAGGACGAAGUGUCGCUGCCGGAGAAUCGCAUCGGCGCACUCCGUCGCCUGGAACGAACUGAAAAAUCACUUCGAAGUAACCCUGACAAGGCGAAGGGAUACAAACAAGCCAUCGACAGUUAUGUCUCUCUCGGGCAUGCUCGUAAGCUGGGACAAGACGAGGCAGCCAAAGCCAACCCUAAAAGGUGGUACCUUCCUCAUCAUGCCGUCUUCAAUCAGAACAAGCCCGGGAAGAUAAGAGUUGUGUUCGACGCGUCCGCAGAGUUCCAUGGAACUUCGCUGAAUGAAGAGCUGCUAACUGGCCCAGACCUUCUUCAAGAGCUUCCGGCUAUUCUGAUGCGUUUUCGCGAGAAGUCGGUGGCUAUAGUCGGGGACAUCGAUCAAAUGUUCCAUCAAGUGCGCAUCCAGCAGAGCGAUCGACCAGCCCUCAGCUUUCUCUGGAGGGACUUGGAGUGUGGCCGACCUCCAGACACAUACGAAAUGAAUGUCGCCAUUUUUGGCGCAAAGUGCUCUCCUGCGAUCGCCUCCUACGCGUUACGAAAGGUGAUUGAAAGUCAAGUAGAAGUCGGACUCAACAAGCACUCAGCAUCUGGCAUUGCAAAGCAGUUCUACAUGGACGACUACGUGGCCUCAGCAGAAAGUCCUAAGAGUGCUGCCGACCUACUGCACACCGUCACCAAGCUCGUCUCCACAGGCGGGUUCACCCUGCGAAAAUGGACAAGCAGCCCAAGAGAGGUGAUGGAAUCUGUUCAGCCGACCGAUAGGGCUCAUUCCGAAUUGGACGCAUUCACUCCGCUCUCUUCUGAGCGCGUGCUCGGUCUGAUCUGGGACACAGAACAGGACACGAUCGGUCUAAACGUUCCGAAGAAACGAAAUCUCCCAACGACGAAACGGGGAAUUCUGAAGGCAAUAGCAGCGGUAUACGACCCGCUCGGUCUGCUGUCGCCGUUUAUGCUGCAAGCAAAGCUGUUGAUGCAGGGUCUAUGGAGACAGCAGCUUACAUGGGACAGCCAGCUGGACGAACAGGACCUUCACAGGUGGCGAUGCUGGCAAGAGGAAGCCAACAUCCUCUCACAGCUACGGAUCUCUCGCUGUUACACCGCUCUGGAUGGACCAGUGAAGAGGUCAGAGCUGCACGUGUUCAGCGAUGCCUCGGAAGCAGCCUUCGGCGCAGCAGGCUACCUCCGGCAAAUCGACGCGACCGGCGCUAUCCAAUGCGCGCUGGUCAUGAGCCGGACUCGAGUCGCUCCUCUGAAGCAGCUGACCGUGGUCCGUCUGGAGUUGCAGGGAGCUGUCUUAGCUACAAGACGUUGGCGUCACUCGCAACAGAUUGCAGACCAUUUCUGGCGCAGAUGGACCAGAGAAUAUCUGCCCACACUGAUCGGUAGACAGAAGUGGACGAAGGAUACCAGAAACAUUCAGAUCGAUGACGUGGUGCUAGUUGCUGAGAGUAAUGUACCUCGUGGCCGCUGGCCCCUGGCUCGGGUAGCCAAAGUGUUCCCGGGAUCAGAUGGACGAGUGAGGUCAGUCGAACUAAACACGCCGAGUGGUACAUAUGUCCGACCUGUCGUCCGGCUGUGUGUUCUCGAGGAGUCGGAGUGA